This is a messenger RNA of Cricetulus griseus (Chinese hamster), 2024 nucleotides long. NCBI's taxonomy places the organism in Eukaryota, Metazoa, Chordata, Mammalia, Rodentia, Cricetidae. The record is from RefSeq and is a predicted model, not a curated record.
CCGCCCUGUCUCCCAGGCUCCUUUGCGGGUAAACAGACAUGGCCGACGAGGAAGAUCCCCGGGACGCUGCGCACAACAUGGGCAACCACCUGCCGCUGCUGCCUGCAGAGAGUGAAGAUGAGGAAGAUGAAAUUGAAAUGGAAGUCGAAGACCAAGAUAGUAAAGAAGCCAGAAAACCAAACAUCAUAAACUUUGACACCAGUCUGCCAACAUCACAUACAUAUCUGGGAGCUGAUAUGGAAGAAUUUCACGGGAGGACUCUACAUGAUGACGACAGCUGUCAGGUGAUCCCGGUCCUUCCGCAAGUGAUGAUGAUCCUGAUCCCGGGGCAGACGCUACCCCUGCAGCUGUCUCACCCACAAGAAGUCAGCAUGGUGCGCAAUUUAAUUCAGAGAGACAGAACCUUUGCAGUUCUUGCAUACAGUAAUGUGCAAGAAAGGGAAGCACAGUUUGGAACGACGGCAGAGAUAUAUGCUUAUCGAGAAGAGCAGGAGUUCGGAAUUGAAGUAGUGAAAGUGAAAGCAAUUGGACGACAGAGGUUCAAGGUCCUUGAACUUAGAACACAGUCAGAUGGAAUUCAGCAAGCUAAAGUGCAAAUUUUGCCAGAGUGUGUGUUGCCGUCAACCAUGUCUGCAGUUCAGUUAGAAUCACUCAAUAAGUGCCAGAUAUUUCCUUCAAAACCUGUCUCUUGGGAAGACCAGUAUUCAUGUAAAUGGUGGCAGAAAUACCAGAAGAGGAAGUUUCACUGUGCAAAUCUGACUUCAUGGCCUCGCUGGCUGUAUUCAUUAUAUGAUGCUGAAACAUUAAUGGAUAGAAUAAAGAAACAGCUACGUGAAUGGGAUGAAAAUCUCAAAGAUGAUUCUCUUCCUGCAAAUCCUAUAGACUUUUCUUACAGAGUAGCUGCUUGUCUUCCUAUUGAUGAUGUGUUGAGAAUUCAGCUCCUUAAAAUUGGCAGUGCUAUUCAACGACUUCGCUGUGAAUUAGACAUCAUGAAUAAAUGUACUUCCCUUUGCUGUAAACAAUGUCAAGAGACAGAAAUAACAACCAAGAAUGAAAUAUUUAGUUUAUCCUUAUGUGGCCCAAUGGCAGCGUAUGUGAAUCCUCAUGGAUAUGUACAUGAGACACUGACUGUGUAUAAAGCUUCCAACCUGAAUCUGAUAGGUCGGCCUUCUACAGUACACAGCUGGUUUCCUGGGUAUGCAUGGACCAUUGCCCAGUGUAAGAUUUGUGCAAGCCAUAUUGGAUGGAAAUUUACAGCCACCAAAAAAGAUAUGUCACCUCAAAAAUUUUGGGGCUUAACUCGCUCUGCUCUGUUACCCACAAUUCCAGAAACUGAAGAUGAAAUAAGUCCAGACAAAGUAAUACUUUGUUUGUAAGUGCAUUGUAGGGAUAACUUCCUAACAAAUUGUUUCCUCAAGUCAGAUCUGCCCCAGACACCACUGCCUCUGAUGUAUGUGUAUAGUGGUUUCAGCGUUUGACUACCAACUUCAAGAGCACACUUGUUCAGAGGAUGAAAAAGCAGCAUAAAACACACGGUUGGAUUCAGAAGUAUCUGCUUUAGUAGCUUGGUGCCAUUAAUUAUCCUGUUGAAUAUGUGUCAUUGAGAGGGCAAGAAAACAUGUUUGAAAUGAUGAGAAUGGCUGUGGAACAGGAUAAGGGCACCACGGUUCUAAAUGAUGAAUGUUCCAGAAGCUAGGUUGGCAAGCACAAGACAGAGGCAAGGCAGUGUAUAUUAUUUUGAAAGGAACAAAGUCCUUUUAAUUUUCUUUAGCUUGUCUGAGAUACUGAUUUGUAAAUUUUGAAAAUAUUAAAAGAGUAAAAUAAGCAGUUUGAAAAAAAUAGCAUUUUGUGUAUUUGCACUAUUUAUUUGAUAACCCUGUCAUGUGUAAGACCCCUUUAAAUAGUAGUAUAUGUGCAUUUUGAAUUUAAAUUAACAGUAUAUAUUUCUGGGAUUAUACCGUUUUGGAAAUAAAAGUUAAAGCAAUUGAAGGGCAUCUUUAAAUAAAAGUGGCCAAAAACCAAUA